UUUUGUGUGUAUGUUUGUGUUUGUGUGUGAGUGUGUGUGUCUUUGCGUGUGUGUGCUUUUGUGUGCGUGUUUAUGGGUGGUUGUUUUUGUGUGUGUGUUUGUCUGUAUGUGUGUUUUUAUGUGUGUGAUCUCCAUGCAGGUAUCCUACGUGAAGGCGGUAGACAUCUAUCUGUGGACCAGCUUCCUCUUCGUCUUCCUGUCCGUCAUCGAGUACGCGGCCGUCAACUACUGCACCACCCUGGAGGAGAUGAGGAAGAUGAGGGGGGGGAGGGUUUGAGAACACGUGUGUAUUUUGGCACCGCAACGGCGGAACAACAUCACUGUCGGCGUCAGGACCACAGAGUCGCUACCGGCUUCCGCAAGAGACUUAAGAAUCACCUGUUCACAGAGUUCACCUUGAAUCUGAUUAGCCUCCCACCUUACCCCCGCCACCAACCUCCUACGCACCCAUUGUAUGUUAUCCCCUCCACCUUCGACGCCAGCCAGGCCAUGGCGUUCGACGGCUGUUUCCACGACGACGAGAUCGAGCUGACCCCGUACCCGGGCAGCCGCUCCCGGACCAUGACCUCCGACCCCCGGGAGAGCGCGGGGGUCGGAGCCCACGCCCCCGGCCACGGGGGCGUGGGGGUCCGCCUCCACCGCAGGAAGUCCCUGCGCGCGCACGUGGACCUGUUGCUAAGCCACAGCUACAUGAUCGACUCGUACUCGCGCGUGGUCUUCCCCAUGUCCUACCUGCUCUUCAACGUCAUCUACUGGAGCCUGUACUCCUGAGGGGCCGCGGGCCCCCCCCCCCCGGUGAGGGACCCUGGCAGGGGCCCCGCACCCUCUGGUGAACGCCCUGGACCAGUGACGGCGUUGUGGCUCAGGAGGCAGUGCGGGUUGGCCGGUAACCGAGAGGUUGCUGGUUCGAUCCCCGGCUCCUCUUAGGAGUGUCGAGGUGAAAGACGCCUCACCCCGACUGCUCCUGAUGAGCUGGCUGUCACUGUGUGUGGCUGACACCGCCGUCGGCGUGUGAAUGAGUGCAUGAACGGGUGAAUGUGAGGCAGUAUUGUAAAGCGCUUUGAGCGGCCACUGGUUAGGAAAGUGCUGUUUAAUUGCUGUCCAUUCACCGUUUAUUGUAACGGGGGGGAUGGGGGUCCCCUCUUGGGACAACAGGGGGCCACCGGUUCGAUUCCUGUUCACUCAACGACUGUUGGGGAUCGAUUCAACGGGUAAUUCCGAGAGGAAACCCCUGAGGUCAAAGGUCAGGGGUCAAGAGUCCAUCAGGACUAAAUUUAUGUUUGACGUUCAAUCUUUUGUGUUUACUUUUUCCCCCCGUUUCAUCACUGCUGGAGCAUUGGACGAUUUAUUAUUUGUGUUGUUAUUUUGUUUGGUUCUACGUGAUAUAAUUUAAUAUGUUUAUUUUUUCAGUAAGAAUGUUAUUAUUAUCACUUCUAUGAUUAUAGAUGUUAUGUGUAUUAUAUCUGGCCUUAGAACUGAAGGUGUAGGUGGUAAUGUUUGUAAAGUUAUGUCCUGCAAAACACACACACACACACACACACACACACACACACACACACACACACACACACACACACACACACACACACACACACACACACACACACACAACACACAACACACAACACACAACACACACACACACACACACACCAUCCAGGUAGUAUGUAAUCCACCUUCAGUUCGGCGUCAUGAUAACUCGAAGGGUGUUUCGUGAUCAACUUCGACGUGUCAAUACAAUCGCAAAAGAAGUUUGAUUUUGAUUGUGAAAUAAAAAAAAACAAGCCAAGGGU
Messenger RNA from Gadus macrocephalus (Pacific cod), 1793 nucleotides. RefSeq names its product gamma-aminobutyric acid receptor subunit rho-3-like. The record is from RefSeq and is a predicted model, not a curated record. Bases 73 to 771 code for a protein of 232 amino acids. The transcript has 3 exons. Gene Ontology annotation, molecular function: monoatomic ion channel activity; transmembrane signaling receptor activity. Gene Ontology annotation, cellular component: membrane. Lineage: Eukaryota; Metazoa; Chordata; Actinopteri; Gadiformes; Gadidae. Gene Ontology annotation, biological process: monoatomic ion transmembrane transport.